UGCGCCUGCAGCCAGAGAGUGUCAAACUGAACUUUGAGCUCACUCAAAGACUCGAACUAACGGGACUGUCACCGAACUGUCUGUUCUUCAGCUUACACGCUCCGUUUGGUACCAGGGCGCCCCCUAUAGUUCCAGCUUCCAGCACGACCUUUGACCUUUCUUAGCUUACUAGCAUGCUGUGGGUGACGGCGCGCGGACUCUGCGCACUGCCCCACAGUCUGAGGAAAGCGCUCGUGACGCUCGGCAGAAACAUGUCGUGCUCGUGCGAAGUGAAGCCGGUGACGGUGCUGGGAACCAUGGCGUUCGGGGGGCGAGCCGACGCCGAGCAGAGCCGGGAGAUGGUGAAGACGUUUCUGGGCAGAGGACACAAACACCUGGACACGGCGUUCAUGUACAUGGACGGGAAGUCGGAGGAUAUCAUUGGAGACAUGGAGCUUCCUAAAGCAGUGAGCAUAGCGACCAAAGCUAACCCCUGGGACGGGAAAACUCUGAAAGCGGAGAGUGUGCGCUCCCAGCUGGAAACCUCCCUGCAGAGGCUGCGCUCCAGUUGCGUGGACCUCUUCUACCUCCACGCCCCUGACCAUCAGAACCCCAUCCAAGACACUCUGAGGGCCUGCAACGAGCUGCACAAGGAGGGUAAAUUCAAGGAGCUCGGCCUGUCUAACUAUGCAUCAUGGGAAGUGGCAGAGAUCGUUUGCAUCUGCAGACACAACAACUGGGUUGUUCCAACGGUUUAUCAGGGAAUGUACAACGCCACGACAAGACAGGUGGAGACAGAGCUGCUGCCAUGUCUGAGAUACUGUGGACUCAAGUUCUAUGCAUAUAAUCCAUUAGCAGGUGGUCUUCUGACAGGAAAGUAUCACUACGAGGACAAAGACGGUUCUCAGCCUGCAGGUCGGUUCUUUGGGAACAGCUGGGCUGCAGCGUACAGAGACAGGUACUGGAAGGAGAGUCAGUUUCAGGCCAUAGAUUUGGUUCUGAAGGCUUUGGAGACGGCAUACGGGUCAGAGAAACCCUCUCUGACUUCUGCUGCUAUCCGCUGGAUGUACCACCACUCCCAGCUCAAGGGGGAUUUGGGAGAUGGAGUCAUCCUCGGCAUGUCCAGCAUCGAGCAGCUGAAGCAGAACCUGGAUGCUGCAGAGGAGGGUCCUCUGGACCAGAGAGUGGUCGAUGCCUUCAAGGACGCCUGGAAUCUUGUGGCUCACGAGUGUCCAAACUACUUCAGAUGAAACCACGGCCGAACGUCCAUCAAAUGAUGAUUUCUGCCUCUGAUUUGUUCUCAAAUGAUAACCAUCUUAAUUGUAAAAAUGACCUUUUCAUAUUUUUCAGAUAAGAGUUUCACAAUAAAAGCUUUUUCAACUUAAA
Oryzias melastigma (Indian medaka) is the source of this 1365-nucleotide messenger RNA. It is a transcript of the gene akr7a3, whose product is annotated as aldo-keto reductase family 7, member A3 (aflatoxin aldehyde reductase). Lineage: Eukaryota; Metazoa; Chordata; Actinopteri; Beloniformes; Adrianichthyidae. The record is from RefSeq and is a predicted model, not a curated record. Bases 174 to 1229 code for a protein of 351 amino acids. The transcript has 7 exons. Gene Ontology annotation, molecular function: oxidoreductase activity.